AUGACGGACAUAGCACCCGAAUGCUUGAUCGCGCUCGACACAGCCAGAGUGCAGCAACUGCGCCCUGAAGACGUCCCCACUGAAGUUCAGCAGGGUAUGCUGGGAGCGCGAGAGAUCAUGAGAAUGCAGUCGCACUACUUCGACGAUCGCGACUAUGUUCUCUUUCGUCACACGGAGCCUACCCCUGUCGACGACACACCCAAGGGGUUUGGGGAGUGGAUUGUGGCUACUGCCACAUACCAUGUCCGAGAACAUGGUGCAAUAUGGAGGGACUUGCGCGCACUCAUGAUUGCACGGCGGGAGGUACGAGCGGCCGUACGACGGGACCGAGACUACCACGUAGUGAAGUGGACUGCAGGUGACGCUGUUGGCCACCCCGACGCACUCAUGUUAACGACUGCGCUUGCCUCGGAUCCGCACCCGUACCUACAACAGGAUCCUGCCAUUCAUGAUGGAUCAGUCCCGGGAUCUCAGGGGGACCUGCAACAGGACCCCCUACCCUUGAUCACGAAGCCGAUGAAUCGCAGCGCCCGAACCCAACCGCAGAACUCGACGGUCACCUCUAGAAGGAGCUUGCGGUUAAUACAGGCUGUGGUAUUCCACCUAGAGCAAGUCACUUCAUGGCAGGAGGGCUUUCCAUCCGUACCAACUGCCUUGGUCGUAGCAUCGACGUAG
This is a messenger RNA of Anthostomella pinea, 675 nucleotides long. Lineage: Eukaryota; Fungi; Ascomycota; Sordariomycetes; Xylariales; Xylariaceae. The record is from the annotation of a GenBank genome assembly.